AUGGACCUGAAUAGCACGAGUGGCUUCUGUCUUGCCAUCUGUUACUUGCUUCGGGUGACUCCUGGCGAUGGAUAUGUCCAUUUUGGAAUGAAGUGCUCUUCUUUAUGUUCCAUGAACAUGGGCACGAGUGGCCGCAGCGCAUGUGCAUCGACUGGACGUGAAAGCUGCCCUUCUGUGGUCUACACGAACCAACUGCUCGAACGGACCACGCUGCUCGUUCUGCUCUGCACCUGCUUGGGCUUGGUUUGGACUGUUGAGCAGCCAGCUGGUUCGGUGCUUGAGUUCUACCCUGCCUGGCGAUGGCUAGUCGCUAGAAUGUGUGAUGUUAUCGGACCUUAUGCAGUCAGCAAGACUUCCUUCUGGAUGGCACACUAUAUGUCCCAGACUCCGAAGAGACACUGGAUGUACUCCAAUUCCUGUGUGGUGGGUCGGCUGAACAAAGGAAGCUUGUCCGUUAAGAAAAUCCCAGGCCGGAAACCAAUCACCGUCCGGCGAUACAAGGGCAAGGACGGCCGGACAAAGUACCAGGGUACGAAGGCUUUACAGGGCACAGAGCGAUAUCCCGUGGCCUUCGCCAGGGAGAUGCUUCGCCUGUUGAGCGACCUCAAGAAGCAUCGGGCAAUUUUGCCGCCUUUGCCUGGCAACCUUCCCUCGGGUCAAGAGAUGCUAGGAAGCCUUCCUUCGGACUUUGGUCGGGAUGAGUUCAGCUGUGCUGCCGUUUCCAAAGUGUACAACUAUCUGAGGGGUGGAAAGAACCUCAAUAUUCCAUCUAGCUGGCGGGCCGUGCUGCCUCCAGGGUUCCUCUAG
Symbiodinium necroappetens is the source of this 807-nucleotide messenger RNA. The record is from the annotation of a GenBank genome assembly. NCBI's taxonomy places the organism in Eukaryota, Dinophyceae, Suessiales, Symbiodiniaceae.